AUGGUCGCGGUCACCCUCUCAUCUUCCUCCCUCGCCAGCCGUGCCGCGCUCGCCCGGCCCAAGGCAUUGAAGCGCAACUCGCGCGUCGCGCUCCGCGUCCGCGCAAAGCUCGAGACCGAGGACGACACCGCCGAGAAGACCGACGCCCCAACCACGGAACCCGGUUUCCUCGAUGGAAUUAACAACGUCAUCAAGUCGAUCUGGCCGGGAUCCGACGUCGCCAACGCCUUCACCGCGCCCAAGGUGAACCCCGCGGCGAAACUCUUCGACGCUAACACGAUGUCCGAGGCGGAACGCAACGCGCUCAAGCGCCAGUACGCCCAGCCCACCUUCCUCGAGGGCCUCUUCCCCAAAAGGGAGCCCCACGACGGCCUCGAGGGCAUCGGAGGCAACGAGCUCGAGGACCCGAGCGACCCGGAAUCCGCGGCGGCCUCGACGCCUUUCCACAACUCCAGGUGGAACCUCAACCCUGCGGCCAAGUUGGGAGUCCCGUUUGGGGAAACCGAGAAGAACGCGCUCGAGAAGCAGUACGCCUCGAAGAAGAGCUUCCUGGACGACAUGUUUCCCAAGCGCGAGCCCCACGACCACGAGUGA
Micromonas commoda is the source of this 594-nucleotide messenger RNA. RefSeq lists its product with no specific name. The transcript is spliced from 2 exons. The record is from RefSeq and is a predicted model, not a curated record. NCBI's taxonomy places the organism in Eukaryota, Viridiplantae, Chlorophyta, Mamiellophyceae, Mamiellales, Mamiellaceae. The coding region runs from base 1 to 594 and encodes 197 amino acids.